Molecule: messenger RNA, 1167 nt
Organism: Trypanosoma theileri
Lineage: Eukaryota; Euglenozoa; Kinetoplastea; Trypanosomatida; Trypanosomatidae
Product: RNA-binding protein
Exons: 1
Coding region: 1-1167 (388 amino acids)
Molecular function (GO): RNA binding
Source: RefSeq, a predicted model, not a curated record
AUGAGUUCACCUACGAAAAACACUUGUCUCUUCAGCCUGUCAUCAUCCGAUCCACCAUUGACACAAGAGACGGAAUUGCUUGCACCGCCACAACAACAACAACCACAACAGCAGCAGCAACAGCAAUCAGCACAACAGACAGAAACAGCCAUACCACCACAACAACCACAACCACAACCACAACCACAACAACAACAGCCACCACCACAACAACAGCCAUCUAUGCCAGCUAAGUUAACACACGAUCCCGCCGCUCCGCAGGCGAAGGAGGGAGUCUCCGUUCUCCAGCGCCGCAAUGUGUACAUCUCUGGGCUCUCGGAGAGUCUCCGCGCGGCGGACUUUCGCCAAAUGUGCCAGCAGUUCGGCAGCGUGGAGGCGAGCAAACUCUGCGUGGACACCAAAUCCCGCCCGACGAAGAGUUACGGCUUUGUGCUCUUUGUGCGUGAGGCCGACGCGGCGCGGUGCAUCCAGGAGCUGAACGGCCAGUGGAUUGACGGCCGCCACCUGCAGGCCCGCCUGGCCGACGCCGCCGCGACCCCCGCGCCCCUCGACCCCGCGAGCGCCCACCCGCCGAUCAGCCGCGCCCGCCAGCAGGGCGGGAAGUCCGCCGCCCACAGCGCCGCCGCGUCGUCCUCCACCGCCUCGCUGGCCUCCACGUCCGUCGCGAUGGCCGCCGCCGCGGGGCACCGCACCGCCAACUCGAGUCUCCACAGCGCGGGCGCCAUCGUGGACGGCGCGACGAUGAUGAUGACGACGAAGAGUCUCCCGCUCUCCAUCUCGCCAAGCUCCAGCCAGGACGUCACACCGCCGGUGACGCCAGCGCAGAUGGGCCUCACACCGACGUUCAUGCCGCAGCCGCCAACACACCCCGCCGCCGCCGGCGCACCGCUCCUCUAUCACGUUCCUAUUGACCAGGCCAUGGGAUAUCCACUCACCGCCCUACCCCCACAGCAGCAACAGCAACAGCAACAACAACAGGGCGGCUACAUGCAGUUCCCUCCGCCAUUUGUGCCUUCACCAAUGAUGGGAAUGCCAGUGUACUUUGCGCUCUCGCCAUCCACGUCGGUAGUGGGGAAUGUACCUCAGCAGUUUGUUGUCCCAACGACAAUGAUGGCACCAGGUGGUUAUCAACAACAAAUGUACUCUCCGCUCGUCUUCUCCCCAUGA